ACUCUUUUUUUUCUACACAUUUCAAAAAGAAAAAAAAAAGAGUUUUAAAAUUUGCCAUUUGUAAUCGUUUGCUUGAAGUCGAACCUCUCUACUUCUCUCUCUCUCUGUCUUUUUCUCACUCACUCUCUCUCUCUCUCUAUUGGAUUCUUUUCUCUGCAACCAAAGCAAAGCUCUCGAAAUUUUUUCUCUCCCUUUCUCUUCAAACUUUCUUUCUUCUAAGCAUGGAAAAUGCAGCAGUUUUCUAGAACUUCACAUAUAUCCACCAGGACCACCACAGAGGCUUUUUGAUUACAUUGUUGAGAAGAAAAAAAAUGGAAGGAGAAUCAUUUGGUUUGAUCGUAGGGAUCUCACUAGGUGUGGUGAUCGGUGUGUUGUUAGCUAUUUCAGCAUUCUUCUGUUUUAGGUACCAUAGAAAGACAUCUCAGAUUGUCAACAGUGGUGGCUCAAGCAGAAGAAGUGUGACGGUUCCCAUCAGAGAGAACGGUGCUAACUCUUGCAACAUUAUGUCUGAUUCUACUCUUGGUCCUGAUUCGCCGGUGAGGUCCUCGAGCAACAACGGGAGGUCUAGUUGGCUUGAUGGGUUUAGUAAGAGGUCGACAAGUGUCAUCUCUGCUUCUGGCAUUUUAGAAUACUCUUACAGGGAUUUGCAGAAAGCAACAUGUAAUUUCACGUCUUUGAUAGGCCAAGGAGCAUUUGGACCUGUCUUCAAAGCUCAAAUGUCCACUGGUGAGACUGUUGCUGUCAAAGUUCUCGCCACUGAUUCAAAACAGGGUGAAAAAGAGUUUCAGACAGAGGUUAUGUUAUUGGGAAGGUUGCAUCACCGUAACCUAGUGAACUUGAUCGGCUAUUGUGCAGAGAAAGGCCAGCACAUGCUUAUUUAUGUUUACAUGAGUAAAGGAAGCUUAGCUUCUCACUUAUACAGUGAAAAACAUGAGCCGUUGAGCUGGGAUUUGAGAGUAUACAUUGCUUUAGACGUGGCACGCGGUCUAGAGUAUCUUCAUGAUGGGGCUGUUCCUCCUGUAAUCCACAGAGAUAUCAAAUCUUCCAACAUUUUGUUAGACCAAGCCAUGCGAGCUCGAGUGGCUGACUUUGGUCUGUCUAGAGAAGAAAUGGUAGACAAACAUGCUGCUAACAUCAGAGGAACGUUUGGUUAUCUCGACCCAGAGUACAUUUCCACAAGAACAUUCACCAAGAAAAGCGAUGUUUAUGGAUUCGGGGUUUUGCUUUUUGAGCUUAUAGCUGCAAGAAACCCUCAACAAGGUCUAAUGGAAUACGUUGAGCUGGCGGCUAUGAAUGCAGAGGAGAAGGUUGGGUGGGAAGAGAUUGUGGAUUCGAGAUUAGAUGGGAAAUUUGAUCUACAAGAAGUGAAUGAAGUCUCAGCGUUUGCAUAUAAAUGCAUCUCUCGUGCACCGAGGAAACGUCCCAACAUGAGGGAUGUUGUGCAGGUUUUGACACGUGUUGUCAAGGUGAGACAUUCAAGAAAACGUCAGAAGCAGAAGUCUCUCUCGCCUUCUCCACUUCCUCCGACGGUAGAGUGUGGUGGUGAGCAGACGGGAAAUAGAUCAGUUCUGUCAGAAAAUCACAGGAGAGAUAACUCCGUGGACAGUACACUUGAAGACUAUUGUUAA
Molecule: messenger RNA, 1628 nt
Organism: Eruca vesicaria subsp. sativa (arugula)
Lineage: Eukaryota; Viridiplantae; Streptophyta; Magnoliopsida; Brassicales; Brassicaceae
Source: the annotation of a GenBank genome assembly